AUGCCCGACAUUCCCGCCGUGGUUGUCCUCCGCCACCGUAUGGGCAGCAGCAUGGUCGUCCUGAAGCCGCAUCAGCGAAAGUCCUACAGCCGCCACGACCUGGAGAGCUUUAUUCUCUACAAAGAACAGAAGUACAACGCUGUGAACGUCCUCUGGCGCUUUUCCAUCCUGCUGCUGCUUGUGUUCAGUUUCUCUGUCUUCUGCCUUGUCCUCAGCACGUUCACAACGGAGUGGUUAAGCGUGCAGAGCAACAACUCGUUCUUGUCCGUCGGGUUGUUUUUCUCGUGCCGCAAUCCGCCCCUGCACACGUGCACGUCGUGGCAGAGCUCGCGACUGGAGUGGACCGUCGUGGACCCUGUCACGGGAGCCACACUGUGCCAUGCAUCUUCGGGGUUCGUGCGUCGCUUUAGCGGGGCGCUGUGGACGAUGGGGACUCUGCAGCUCCUCUGCGAGGUGGCGGCGCUGGUUCUGAGCCUGUGGAUCACGGCUCGCCCGACCCGUAGUGGUGCACUUGUCCUUCUAAUUUUUGAUUUCCUGCUGAGCGUUUGCAGCGGUAUUGUGGCACUGAUUUUGUUUAACUCCUAUACUUCUUGUCUGCGGCGCACCUGCGAUGGCGAGCGCGUGCCAGGCGGUGCGUGCGACGUGCGCUACCGCUACGGGUACCGGCUGCACAUCGGCUCUGUCGCCGUACAUGGGCUACUGCUCGUGCUCGCGCUGUGCAUGCAUAGCUACAUCCACAACAUCCGUGUCACAUCGCGCGACCACCUUCUAACAGAGCGUCGCCGACUCUCCCACAGAGCUCAAGCUGGAGAGAGUAUUGUGCGUAUGCUGGACUCGCCGACAACUGCUGGCGUUGCAGGUGACAAUGGUGGUGACAGCUGUGCUCGCAGUACCCCGGAUGCCAUCCGAACAACCUUGCCUCUGGAUGAACAUCAGCCCAUGGGGCAGCCGAGUGCUGCCGCUGCUGGUCCAAGCGGCGCAAUAGUGACUGUCUCCGACCGUGCCGUUACAGCCCCUUCGAACAAUCGAGGUCGUACCGAUCAAGGCGGCUGCGAGGGUGGCGGUGCGAGCGGCAACGCAGCUCAUCACAACAGUGACCAUGGGCGCAACAGUGCCACAGCGACUACGUUAGCAAAGUCGGCUCGUGACUCGCCUUCUGUGCAGGAUAGCGAGCUACAUGUCUUCUUUGCCGAUGUGCCGGGCGGCGCAGACAACGAUGGGGGCUCUGCUUUGCUCAGAGAGAGUCGAUCUCGCCGCCAUCUACAGCAUCAGUCAGUGUCGACGCUUCCCUUUGGCGAUGGCCGUGCCCGCGCUCCUGCUGCUGAAACGACGGCGGCAUCCAACGCGUCAGGGCACAGCACGGACAGCAGCUUUGUGACGCGUGAGCGGAGCGUCGGUACCGCGGCGGCGGACGAUAGCGGCAAUGACCAACGCCAGUGUCGUGACCGGCAGAGAACAUCGCCAGAGAAUUCUUUACUGCUACACACAGGUCAUCAGUACAGCGCUGGACCGCAGAUGGCAACGGCACAGCCUUCACUGACCUCGAAAAGGCAGAAACAGAGCCUACCACACAAGCUGCGUGCAACACCGGUUUAUCGGCAAAGCCGCAAGCACCAAAACAUGUUUCUCCGCUUCUUCAACCGAAAGCACGACUCCAACUACCUUACCGCCGCGGAGCUUGGCGUGCCAAUCGCCGGCGCAACUGACUGGGUCUACGAUGACCGCAGUGACAUGUUCUACUCGUUCGACCAAAACAUGUUCUGGGACCCGCUGACGCAGGAGUACUACAACUGCGCCUUGAGAUCAUGGCAGGAAUCGCCGGACCAGAUCGUUGGGGUCCAUGACAUCUAG
Molecule: messenger RNA, 1851 nt
Organism: Leishmania braziliensis MHOM/BR/75/M2904
Lineage: Eukaryota; Euglenozoa; Kinetoplastea; Trypanosomatida; Trypanosomatidae
Exons: 1
Coding region: 1-1851 (616 amino acids)
Source: RefSeq, a predicted model, not a curated record